UAACCGAUAGCCUGGGAGCAACAAUAAUAUCGCGAGCACGUGGAAAUAAAUAUAGCGCUGAAUAACAACACAAAACGCAAAUUGCGAGAAAUACAGAGCCAGGACAACCCAAAAUGGAGGCAGAGAACAUCAAGGCGGACGCAUUCGAGCCGGCGAAGAGGGCGGCCAAGCGCGGGGCCACCAGUGGCGACGUGGAGAUGCAGGUGGACGAGGCGACCGGAAUCGAGGGUCAGUCACUGGGAACCUCGCGAGGAUCAGCCCCUCCAAAGGCCAAACGGGCCCGUAGCGAGCUGCGCAAGGUGUCGGUGCCGCCGCACAGGUACUCUUCGCUGAAGGAGCACUGGAUGAAGAUCUUCACGCCCGUCGUGGAGCACAUGAAGCUGCAGAUCCGCUUCAACAUGAAGGCGCGCCAGGUGGAGUUGCGCGUGGGUCCGGAGACGCCGGAUAUAGCUAAUCUCCAGCGUGGCGCCGACUUUGUGCGCGCCUUUCUCUGCGGCUUCGAGGUGGACGAUGCUCUGGCGCUGCUCCGGCUGGAGGAUCUGUUCGUAGAGUCAUUCGAAAUUAAGGAUGUGAAGACGCUGCGCGGUGACCACCAGUCAAGGGCCAUUGGUCGGCUGGCCGGCAAGGGCGGACGCACCAAGUUCACCAUCGAGAACGUGACCAAGACCCGCAUCGUGCUGGCCGACAGCAAGAUCCACAUCCUCGGCAGCUACCAGAACAUCCAGCUGGCUCGCCGGGCGGUCUGCAAUCUGAUCCUGGGAUCGCCGCCCAGCAAGGUGUACGGCAAUUUGCGGGCCGUCGCCUCGCGCCUCUCGGAGCGCAUGUGAUUGAGUAGCUUU
Drosophila takahashii is the source of this 839-nucleotide messenger RNA. RefSeq names its product lethal (1) G0004. NCBI's taxonomy places the organism in Eukaryota, Metazoa, Arthropoda, Insecta, Diptera, Drosophilidae. Gene Ontology annotation, cellular component: nucleolus. Gene Ontology annotation, molecular function: RNA binding. The record is from RefSeq and is a predicted model, not a curated record.